Molecule: messenger RNA, 841 nt
Organism: Penaeus vannamei (Pacific white shrimp)
Lineage: Eukaryota; Metazoa; Arthropoda; Malacostraca; Decapoda; Penaeidae
Source: RefSeq, a predicted model, not a curated record
UAAUGAAAUAAAAGUAAUUAGAUACAUUCCCAGAGCUCAUGUCCUCACGGAACCAUUCCAUUCCACCAUAACUUCUAAUUAAAAAUCACUUUCAGGCUACGACGGAGGCUCCAACAUUGAGAAAAUGAGCGGAGGAAAAAUCCAGCAACUGGAACUCGGGGCUCCCGUCAACCUCGGAAGGCGCUUCGACUGGGUCAUGAGCAUCGAAGUCGGCGAGCACAUCCCCGUCGAGAGCGAAGACAUCUUCAUGGAUAAUGUGAUUAGACACGCAUGUAAAGGCGUGGUGUUGUCAUGGGCUCUCCCGGGUCCUACAGGUCACCACCAUAUAAACAACAGGCCAAACGACUACAUCAUUGGCAAGAUGAAGAAGAAGGGUAUGAUUCACGACCUGCAGGCACAGACACACAUUCGCACGGAGAUCGUUGCCCAUUGGAUGAAAGAUACUAUUAUGGUAUUCAGAUUCCCCAAAGCGAGGUGUUGAUGCGUUCGAUAGCUUGAUCACAGCAUGUAAACACAAUGGUCUGUACGUUAAAAUCAUUCGAACUGCGGCGGUCGUACGGAGGCGCUCGCGACCGACUCGAAUCCUUACUCUAAAGACAAGGCAACGCCAGGGACCGCCAGCACCACUGCCUGGCCUGCCUCUCAUUGUAAUUCUAAUUGUUAAUAGUAUUACUAUUUACAUUGUUAAAUGUCUCUGUUUAUGUUAAAAUUGUCACAAAUUAAUUUUCUCUGACACAUCAAAUGCCCUCUCUAUCAAAUUCAUGAUUUUUGGAUGAAUUACAUCAUAUAUUGGUUCAGAGCAUGUAGUAAAGUGAUUACAUUAGAAAUGAGAUAUGAGGGU